Messenger RNA from Bubalus bubalis (water buffalo), 1594 nucleotides. Its product is annotated as guanylate-binding protein 6-like. The record is from RefSeq and is a predicted model, not a curated record. NCBI's taxonomy places the organism in Eukaryota, Metazoa, Chordata, Mammalia, Artiodactyla, Bovidae. Gene Ontology annotation, biological process: defense response to Gram-positive bacterium; defense response to protozoan. Gene Ontology annotation, molecular function: GTPase activity; GTP binding.
AUUCCUGCCUCCAUUAAAAAACAAACAAACAAAAAAACAAUUAUCCCUUUCGGUUUUGAUUUCGUUUCCCAUAAGCCCCACCACUUUUAAUAACCAGCUGGCUUUUCAGCUUUUUUUUUUUUCCCCGCUUCUGAGCAUGAGUCCGUUUGCAGAGGAGCCAGAAGCAGGAAGAGCCCUAGUAGCCAGCCAGAGCAACUGACUUGACCCCCAGCUGCAGCUCCAGCUUCCCAUGGCAUCUGGAUCCACCAUAAUGGACCCCAUCUGUCUGGUAAGAAACCAGAACAAUCAGCUGACAGUCAAUCCUAGAGCACUAAAGAUUCUCAAGCAGAUAUCUCAGCCUGUGGUGGUGGUGGCCAUCGCAGGGCUGUAUAGGACCGGAAAAUCCUACCUGAUGAACCGCCUGGCAGGACGGAACCACGGUUUCCGUCUGGGCUCCACAGUGAGGUCUGAAACCAAGGGCAUCUGGAUGUGGUGUGUGCCCCACCCCUCCAAGGAGAACCACACCCUGGUCCUUCUGGACACUGAGGGUCUGGGUGAUGUGGAGAAGGGGGAUUCCAAGAAUGACUCGUGGAUCUUUGCCCUGGCCGUGCUCCUGAGCAGCACCUUUGUCUACAACAGCAUGAGCACCAUCAACCACCAGGCCCUGGAACAGCUGCACUAUGUGACUGAACUAACAGAGUUAAUCAGAACCAAAUCAUCUCCCAGCUCUGAUGAGGAAGAAGGCUCAUUCGAGUUUCUGAGUUUCUUUCCAGACUUCAUCUGGACUGUGCGGGAUUUCACAUUGGAACUGGAGUUAGAUGGAUUCCCCAUCACUGAAGAUGAGUACCUGCAGAAUGCCUUGAAGUUGAUUCCAGGCAAGGAUCCCAAAAUCCAAAAUUCCAACAUGACCAGAGAGUGCAUCAGGAAAUUUUUUCCAAAAAGAAAGUGCUUUGUCUUUGACCGGCCUACAAAUGACAGAAAGCUAUUACUCCGUGUUGAGGAACUAUCAGAUAACCAAUUGGAUGUGAAUUUCCAGAAGCAGUCAAAAGAUUUUUGCUCAUAUAUCUUUACCCAUGCAAAGCCCAAGACCCUAAGAGAAGGAAUCACUGUCACUGGAGGAGGGUUGGGGACUCUGGUGGAGGCCUACGUAGAUGCCAUCAACAGUGGAGGAGUUCCCUGUUUGGAGAACGCAGUAAUAACUCUGGCUGAGCGUGAGAACUCAGCAGCCGUGCAGAAGGCAGCUGAUCACUACAGUGAGCAGAUGACCCAGCGACUGAACCUUCCCACAGACACGCUUCAGGAGCUGCUGGAGGUGCAUUCAGCCUGUGAGAAGGAAGCCAUUGCCAUCUUCAUGGAGCGCUCCUUCAAGGAUGACAAGCGGAUGUUCCAGAAGAAGCUCGUGGACAUCAUGGAGAAAAUGAAGGACAGUUUCAUGAUCCAGAAUGAAGAGGCUUCUGUCAAAUAUUAUGAGGCUGAGCUUAAACAGCUUUCAGAAUCCUUGAUGAAAAGUAUUUCAGGAGGCACAUUCUUUGUCCCUGGAGGACACAGUCUCUAUAUAGAAGCAAGGAACAAGUUUGAACAAGACUAUAAACUGGUUCCCAGGAAAGGAGUUAAG